Agrilus planipennis (emerald ash borer) is the source of this 1216-nucleotide messenger RNA. Its product is annotated as alpha-(1,3)-fucosyltransferase C-like. The coding region runs from base 394 to 1125 and encodes 243 amino acids. The transcript has 3 exons. The record is from RefSeq and is a predicted model, not a curated record. Gene Ontology annotation, molecular function: alpha-(1->3)-fucosyltransferase activity. NCBI's taxonomy places the organism in Eukaryota, Metazoa, Arthropoda, Insecta, Coleoptera, Buprestidae. Gene Ontology annotation, cellular component: membrane.
CAUGUACGUACCUAGCAACUGUUACUCUUAAAUCUUAUCACCUUAUCAUAAGUGUUUAUUUUCUUUAUAAAAAAUUAGGAAACAAUAUUCUAAUUGUAAGAGAAAUUUACCUAUUAAAGAAUGGAAAACUUUCGAUCUCCAUAAUAUACGCAUGAAAGGUACGCUUUAGCCUGUUAUUUUGUCGUCGUUUCAUAAAAAAUCAAUAUUGAAUUCGGUUAUCUAUCUUUUCGAUAGGUAAAUGGUGAUUAUGCGGUGAUAUCGCCAAGAACUCUGCAUUAUUUUAGACCUCAAUAUAUUGCCACAAAAUCUGUAGAAUAAUGAGUACCAUGGUUUCUGUCGUAAAUUAAAAAAUAAAAUUAUGGUAAGAUGUAAUACAUUACUAUAACUAAAACUAUGAGAAAGGCAAACCUUAAUUAUGCAAAUGGAUUUUACAACUGGACAAUGACUUACAGGUUGGACUCAGAUAUACCAAAUCCUUAUGGUUUUUACGUUAAAUCAAAAAGAAAAGUUGAUGUCCCUUCUAAAGAAGAUUUGAAAAAAAGAAAGAAAUUAGUGGCUUGGUUUGUAUCCAGCUGUGACGUUUCUAGUAAAAGAGGAAAAUUAGUAAGCAAGAUAAUGAAAUAUACAAAAGUCGAUAUUUAUGGAAAAUGUGGUGAUCUAUCAUGUCAGAAAAAUGAUAACGAAUGCUAUCAAUUGUUAGAGAACAAUUAUAAGUUCUACUUGUCAUUUGAAAACUCUUAUUGCAAGGAUUAUGUAACAGAGAAAUUGUUCAAUAUUUACAACAUUUCUGUUAUUCCGGUAGUUUAUGGAAGGGCAGAUUACAAGAAAAUUGCACCCCCUCAUUCGUACAUAAAUGUGGAAGACUUCCCAAGUGUAGAAGAAUUAGUAAAAUAUUUAAAAUAUUUGGACGAAAACGACGACAAAUAUUUAGAGUAUUUUCAAUGGAAGUCGGACUAUUACGUUGUUUCAUCUUUUAAGUAUUUUAUUUGUGAUUUGUGUAAAAAACUAAACACCGAUUUUACUCCUAAAACUUACAAGAACAUUGAGAAGUGGUGGAAAGGUGCAGAAGACGACCCUUCAUGUUAUACUAAUAUAGAUCUCCCUCGAAUAGUUAUAGACGAUUAAAUUUAGAUAUGCUAAUAUAUCAUCAUCAUUAUAAGGUCGUCAGUCCUAAGACUGGUAGGACACGCACCUCCACUCUUUCCUAUCCUAAGCU